GUUCAAAGCAAAUGACCCAAUCAGUCAACAUGAUGGGCUUUGGAUAACCUAGAUAUUAUUUGUGUCAUUUUCCAAAGCAUCAUGAAUUGGCGAGCCUUCCGAAUACACCGACACAAAUUUCCAGGCCACCCUUAAGGAAUCAUAGCACGUGACCAGAGCGGGGCGGUCGAACUACAAGCCAUUUUGGGGACGGUGUCAGUUUCUACGGAGCCACACUGCUGCAUUUUUCAAAGAGACGAUUUUGGAGGCAAAGUAAUCAGGACCGCAAACACACCAUUCGGAACGCACAGCCAAAAGUCUGAAAUCUUCGACAACGGAGGACACUUUACGCACCUAAAGUGCACAGCAGGAGAAAAAUACGAAUUUUACGCAUCUGAAAUGAGCCCGGGGUUGCCUUGCACUCUCCGCAAUUGACAGCGUCUGCAGCUCGUUCGUUUCAAGAUGGCGGCUGAGCUCGAAUUAAUUUACUGCUGAUCGCCUCCUAACUUUCAUUGUCUCUCCGUCUCCAGUCUCGCAGAUCGCCAGCCGAGUCUCUAGGUCUCUUCCUUCCAUGACGAUGCAUCGAACGACCAGAAUUAAGAUAACUGAGCUGAACCCCCACCUCAUGUGUGUGCUGUGCGGUGGAUACUUUAUCGAUGCCACCACAAUUAUAGAAUGUCUUCAUUCAUUCUGCAAGAUGUGCAUUGUACGCUAUCUGGAGACCAGCAAGUAUUGUCCCAUCUGUGAUGUGCCAGUACACAAAACCAAACCUCUGCUCAAUAUAAGGUCUGACAAAACCCUACAAGACAUUGUCUACAAGCUGGUCCCUGGUCUCUUCAAAAAUGAGAUGAAGAGAAGGAGAGACUUUUACGCUGCACACCCUUCUGUAGAUGCAACGACAAGGUCUAAUGAGGAUCGAGGGGAGGUGGCUGACGAGGACAAGAGAAUCAUCACAGACGAUGAAAUCAUCAGCCUCUCCAUUGAGUUCUUCGACAACAAUAAGGCUAAAAAGACAGGCGUGGCUGAGGACAAACAGUCUAAAGAACAGGUCAAUAAUAAGAGGUAUCUGCAGUGUCCUGCAGCCAUGACCAUCAUGCACCUGAGAAAGUUCCUCCGCAGUAAGAUGGACAUUCCUUGUACCUAUCAGGUUGAAGUGAUGUAUGAAGAUGAACCCCUGAAAGAUUACUACACAUUAAUGGACGUAGCCUACAUCUACACCUGGAGAAGGAAUGGCCCUUUGCCGUUGAAGUACCGCGUCAGACCGAGCUGUAAGAAGCUGAAGAUGAGUCAUCCGCAGCAGGAGGGCCAGAACAGCACUGGUCGGUCUGCUGAGAGCGACUCUGCCAGCGACAAAGCCUGCAGCCCUGCCGGCGUCCCCUCCACCUCUUCCUUGCCCAGCCCUGGUACCCCGGUGCAGUCCCCACACUUACCCCACAUCUCCAAACCCGUCAACGGCGCCUCCGCCUCGGCCCCUGCCCCUACCAGACCAUUCCCCUUCGGAAACAAACCGCGGAAGGCCUCGCUGAAUGGUUCUUCUUUGUCCUCGGGACUGGCCUGAAAACUGGGCCAACAGCCAAUGCCAGACCGCUCUGCUAAUAUCUUCAUGCCAAUGUCGUUCCAUUGUUGUAGACGCUCUCUUUUUGUUAUCGUUGUUAUAAAUAUAUGAUAUAUGUUUAAUGUAGUGGAGGUGAAGCAUUUCUAUAGGAACAUAGC
Oncorhynchus mykiss (rainbow trout) is the source of this 1692-nucleotide messenger RNA. RefSeq names its product polycomb complex protein BMI-1-A. NCBI's taxonomy places the organism in Eukaryota, Metazoa, Chordata, Actinopteri, Salmoniformes, Salmonidae. Gene Ontology annotation, cellular component: PRC1 complex. The record is from RefSeq and is a predicted model, not a curated record. Gene Ontology annotation, biological process: negative regulation of transcription by RNA polymerase II. Gene Ontology annotation, molecular function: promoter-specific chromatin binding.